Messenger RNA from Paraphaeosphaeria sporulosa, 2116 nucleotides. RefSeq names its product isocitrate lyase 2. The transcript is spliced from 4 exons. Bases 364 to 2061 code for a protein of 565 amino acids. The record is from RefSeq and is a predicted model, not a curated record. Gene Ontology annotation, cellular component: mitochondrial matrix. Lineage: Eukaryota; Fungi; Ascomycota; Dothideomycetes; Pleosporales; Didymosphaeriaceae. Gene Ontology annotation, molecular function: methylisocitrate lyase activity; isocitrate lyase activity.
GGCUCCGCGUCGCCGAGCAAGUGACGCACUGCCUGCUGGACAUAUUCUUCUCCGCGUGCGACGCAACCUGUGAAUCAUUUUUCGUAGGGUGGCCCUGGCCAAUUGCGUGCCUCUUGCCGCUUUUUCCGCGUUUUCCGCUCUUCAUCGCUUUUGACCGCGAGAUUCGCUCUCGGUAGCUCUCCGAGCUUACCAAACUCGCCGCUGCUCGAGAACACCAGAAGAAUAAGAGACUUGUUUCUCUACCAUAAACAGUGUAUUUUCUCCGCAAUGUUACGAACAGUUGCACGAUCCGCAGCGCGCCAGAGCCGGUCUCUGAAACCAGCACACCGAACACCAAAGCUCCUGCGACCCCUCUCCACCACGAUGUGCCGUAUGUCGAGCUCGCCGCUCGCGCCGGUAGAUCCACCCGUCUCUUCAGCCCUCCCAGGCGACUCGUUCCAGCUGCUCCCGGAGGCGGCGAAGGCUGGCCAGGCGGAAGAUGCGCUCUUCGAAGAGCAGGUGCAGCAGGUCAAGGACUGGUGGGCAUCACCGCGAUACAAGGGUAUCAAGAGGCCAUACUCGGCCGAGGACGUCGUUAGCAAGAGGGGCACAUUGCAACAGACAUACCCCAGCUCGUUGAUGGCGCGGAAGCUCUUCAAUCUGUUCGAGGAACGAGCUGCGACGGGCGAGCCUGUCCACACAAUGGGCGCUAUUGAUCCCAUACAAAUGACCCAACAAGCGCCGAACCAGGAAGUCCUAUACAUUUCCGGCUGGGCAUGCUCCUCUGUAUUGACUACUACGCACGAGGUGUCUGCUGAUUUCGGCGAUUACCCAUACAACACCGUUCCGAACCAGGUGCAGCGACUCUUCAAGGCACAACAGCUCCAUGAUCGCAAAAACUGGGACAACAGGAGGAAGAUGACACCUGAGGAGAGAGCCAAGACACCAUAUCUCGACUACAUGCGCCCCAUCAUUGCAGACGGAGACACUGGCCAUGGCGGACUGUCAGCGGUCAUAAAACUCGCGAAGCUCUUUGCAGAGAACGGAGCCGCUGCUGUUCACUUCGAGGAUCAGCUUCACGGCGGCAAGAAGUGCGGUCAUUUGGCCGGAAAGGUGCUUGUACCAGUUGGCGACCACAUCAACCGCCUUGUAGCUGCACGUUUCCAAUGGGACAUGAUGGGCUGCGAGAAUCUCGUCAUCGCGCGAACAGACUCCGAGAGCGGCAAGCUAAUCUCGAGCGCGGUGGACGUACGAGACCACGAAUUCAUCAAAGGCGUGACAGAAGAUACGGAGCCCCUAUCAGAGACUUUGCAGAACAUGGAAGCUGCUGGUGCUCCCGGAAGCGAGAUCGAUGCGUAUGAGGCGGCCUGGGUCAAGAAGCACAAGCUCGUCACCUUCGACGAAGCCGUACAACAGCACCUCGCGAAGGAAGGGUCCCCCGCGGAUGCCUACCUUGAAGAAGUCAGGGCCAACCCUGACCUAUCGCUCCUCAAGCGUCGCCAAGUCGCAGCCAAGUACACCAAAUCACCCGUAUUCUUCAACUGGGACAUUCCCCGCACGCGCGAAGGCCAUUACCACUACAAGGCCGGCAUGGCCGCAGCCACCAAGCGCGCGAAGGAAUUCGCGCCCUACGCCGAUCUUCUGUGGGUCGAGACCGGAAGCCCCAACGUCGAGGACGCUGGGAAGUUUGCCGGCGAGAUUAGAGAGAAGUAUCCCGGCAAGAAAUUUGUGUACAACCUCUCCCCCAGCUUCAAUUGGCUCGGCCAGGGUUUCUCAGAAGAAUCGCUGAAGAGUUUCGUGUGGGAUCUCGCAAAGCAUGGGUUCGUUCUCCAGCUCAUCUCCCUCGCGGGCCUGCAUUCGACCGCAACAAUCACCUGCGAGCUCUCCCGCGCUUUCAAAGACCAGGGCAUGCUUGCCUACGUCAACCUCGUACAAGCGCGCGAAAAGGAGAUCGGCUGCGACGUACUCACGCAUCAAAAAUGGAGCGGAGCAGGAUACAUCGAUGGCAUUCUUGGCUCAAUACAGAGCGGUAGCAGUGGAAGCAGGAGUAUGGGCGAAGGAAACACAGAAUCUGGCUUCUAAUGUAUAUAUACCAUUUACACCAUCAGGAAUCAUUCAAAUCACUUCAAAUUUGACA